Molecule: messenger RNA, 1938 nt
Organism: Saccoglossus kowalevskii
Lineage: Eukaryota; Metazoa; Hemichordata; Enteropneusta; Harrimaniidae
Product: organic cation transporter protein-like
Biological process (GO): transmembrane transport
Cellular component (GO): membrane
Molecular function (GO): transmembrane transporter activity
Source: RefSeq, a predicted model, not a curated record
AUGGAACUGGACGAGGCACUUACAGCAAUCGGCGAAUGGGGUCGUUAUCAGACCAUCGAAUAUUUUUUAAUAACAAUACCUGGGACGUGGUUUUGUGUAUGGCCGCUGAUGGCUAUGGUCUUUCUCGGUGGUUUCCCCGAUACAUUCUAUUGCAACGUCCCUGAAGGCUCUUCACUGAACGAGACCAUUCCGUUGGUAGAAGACGAUGACGGUGAACUCGUGUACGACUCGUGCACAAUGUAUGUGAAUAGCAGUGUGGACAAUUCUACCACUGAAUGUACUGAUGGGUGGUACUACGAGUCCGAGUAUUUUGUGGAGACCAUAGUGACAGAGUGGGAUCUAGUUUGCGAUGACGCAAUAGUUUCUCAAUUUUCGCAGUCUAUUUUCAUGGCAGGCGUGAUGAUAGGUGCGUUUCUAGCGGGGUAUUUAUCCGAUCGUUUUGGAAGAAAAAAAGUUUAUCUUAUAUCCAUGUGGUCCGCUUCCGUAAUUGGUAUUACAGUUGCAUUUACACAAACUAUGAUAGGAUUCACAAUAUUGAGAUUUUUUCAAGGAAUUUGUGUUCAGGGUAUUAUGGUUAGUAACUUCAUCCUAGCAACUGAAAUGUUUCCACCUCGCAGCCGUGUUUAUGCUGGGUAUGGUAACACUAUCUGUUGGGCGUGCGGUAUCGUGGUGUUGGCGCCUAUUGCUUAUAUAUUCAGACACUGGAGAGCGCUACAAUUGGCUAUGAGCAUUCCUGGGUUACUGACAUUUUACUAUAUUUGGGUUGUGCCAGAGUCGAUGAGGUGGCUGAUAUCAAUGGAAAGAAUACCAAAGGCAGAAGCUAUAUUGUACAAAGCGGCAAAGUUCAAUAAGAAAUCGCUGCCAGAAAAUGUCCUUAGUAACAGCAUACUAGACGCAAAGGAAACUAGAGGUGAUGGAAAGUGCUCAAAUAUCUACAUAAAUAGUACUUAUGUAGAGGGUCCAAGAGAAGAGCGACUACACAGAGAAAGCUUCAAACGGGUGCUGACUGAGACAACUCAAUUGGGUGCAGUUACACAGGAGAAAACUUUAGAAUCGGAUGACCGGUUAAGAAACAGUGGACCUGAAGACACGGAUGCUUUGGGUAUACAAGAGGAAGACCCACAUUACACAAUGAUUGAUCUAUGUAAGCGACCACGCCUGGCUAUAAGCACGAGUAUAAUGUGUUUUUCAUGGUUCGUUACAAGCAUGGUAUAUUUGGGUAUUUCGUACAACACAGCCAAUGUUGGUACUAAUGUCUAUGCGGCUUUUUUCUGGAGUGGGGUAGUUGAGAUACCAGGAUAUCUCAUUGCUAUGUUUGCCACAAUAAAAUGGGGACACCGUAUUCCGUCUUGCUUGUUGCUUAUCCUAGCCGGUUUAGCCUGUGGAAUGACACCAUUUAUACCGGAUGAAACAUCGGAUGGCACGGAUAUACAAUGGUUACAGACCGUAUUUUUUCUGCUUGGUAAAUUGGCAAUCACUGGCGCGUACGGUGUCAUCUGGACAUGGGCGCCAGAAAUAUUUCCUACACUCGUAAGAAAUCUGGGUUUUGGUCUUACCAAUUUUUUCGCUAGUCUUGGUGGAGUAGUGGCGCCUCUAACAGUUUAUAUUGGUUACAACAAUUUAAGUAUUGUAAUGGCGUCAUUCGGUGUGUUGUCACUUAUCGCAUCCGUCGUAGUGCUAUUUUUACCAGAAACCAAGGACCGCCCCGUGCCCCGCACCCUAGACGAGGCAGAGCAGAAUUAUAGAAAGACAAAAAAGACAAAGAAUGUAGAUGCUGAAGUACUGGGCGCUGUAAACCAUGCAUACACAUCUCAAGAUGAAAUACUUACAAAAAAAGAACACGAAAAUACUGGAAUACAAGCACAUGAUAUAAUAAAAAGUUAUCAAAAGUCAAAUAUUAACAAUUUAACAUUCGACAAGGAAACUCAAACCAUAUAA